AUCGGACCAGGCUGUCCCGUCAGUUGUAGCGCGCGUUCCAGAAAUGGGGAGCAGUCGCGGCAACCCUCUCAAAAGCUUAAGCAACCGCUGCCUCCUUCGACUCUCUUCCGAUACCCAUUCGCUCUUCCAUGGCAAAACCUUCAACGAAACUUCUCUCACGACCCAAAGGCGGGGAUUUUACUCUUUCUCCUCCCCUAAUAAACUUGCAAGUUGCAAAGGGUCUCAUCCACUGCGUUCUUUUUCGACCUCCUCAUCGUCGUCAAAGGUUGGGUUUUUGGGAUGGUAUUUAGCGAAGCUCGAAUCCAAUCCUAUUAUUACAAAAUCUGUCACAACUUCCCUUAUCUUUGCCGCUGCUGAUUUUACUUCACAGAUGAUCACAUCAGCUUCUAGUUAUGACUCGAUUCGGACAUUACGGAUGGCUGGAUAUGGAUUGCUUCUCUUGGGGCCAUCACAGCAUCUUUGGUUUAACUUAUUGUCAAAAGCUUUGCCUAAACGAGAUAUGCUGACUACCUUCAAGAAAAUGUUUCUGGGGCAGGCUGUCUUUGGACCUUUGGUCACUACUGUUUUCUUCUCCUACAAUGCAGCUUUACAAGGUGAAAAUGCUGAAGAGAUUGCAGCUAGACUGAAGCGUGACCUCCUCCCGACAUUGAUAAGCGGUGCUAUGUUCUGGCCAACCUGUGAUUUUGUUACGUACAAGUUUGUUCCUGUUCAUCUCCAGCCUCUAAUGAACAGUUCUUGUUCCUACAUAUGGACAAUCUAUUUGACGUACAUGGCAAGCUUAAACAAAGUGAGCAUCGAGUAGUGGGGCUUUUGACUUGAGUGCUUGGUACUUAAUUCUUUCAGUUUACUCAAAUUAAUUCUUAAGCUGGAAUUCUUCCUGGAAGACGUGAAACAAUUGAAAAGCAACCUUUAGUAUUGAAUAUUUCUUGUAACCGUGCCUCUAGCUCUGCGGAGAUAGAAUUGUAUAUCGGAUCUCCAUCUUUUAGUUUUAUAUUAAAGAUCAUUUUUAUUUAAUUAUUAA
This is a messenger RNA of Gossypium raimondii (Peruvian cotton), 1021 nucleotides long. RefSeq lists its product as uncharacterized. The transcript is spliced from 4 exons. NCBI's taxonomy places the organism in Eukaryota, Viridiplantae, Streptophyta, Magnoliopsida, Malvales, Malvaceae. Gene Ontology annotation, cellular component: membrane; cytoplasm. The coding region runs from base 44 to 802 and encodes 252 amino acids. The record is from RefSeq and is a predicted model, not a curated record.